Molecule: messenger RNA, 1007 nt
Organism: Myotis lucifugus (little brown bat)
Lineage: Eukaryota; Metazoa; Chordata; Mammalia; Chiroptera; Vespertilionidae
Product: probable palmitoyltransferase ZDHHC11B
Exons: 6
Coding region: 62-943 (293 amino acids)
Biological process (GO): peptidyl-L-cysteine S-palmitoylation; protein targeting to membrane
Cellular component (GO): Golgi apparatus; endoplasmic reticulum
Molecular function (GO): protein-cysteine S-palmitoyltransferase activity
Source: RefSeq, a predicted model, not a curated record
UCCUGAGAAAGCCCCAAGCACCGCCAGGGGGCGCUCUGGGCUUCAGUCACUGCUUUCAUUUAUGUGUCCUAAGAAGCUGGGGAUGGACAGCUGUGGCAGGAGCCAGAGAAGAGUCCUCCCAGAAUCCGCAAGCAGGGCGCAGCAGACAUUGCCGCCUCGCCUGUCCAGAGUGAACGGCUGGUCGAAGCCUCUCCACGGAUACCAGGCAGUAUCCUGGGCCAUGUUUGUGACCUUGGCCUUAGCCAUGUUUGGCAUUUUUAUUCCCAUGCUGCCUGGCAUGUGGAAGAACAUUGUCUAUGGAGUGAGCGGCGGGAUGUUAUUGUUCCAUGUUAUAGUGUACCUCGUCUGUGUCUCCAUCGACCCGGGAGAGGAUAAUGUGAGAAGGAAGAAGAUUUACAGUGAACCAGUGCCCACGUUCGACAGAUCCAAACACCUCCAUGUUAUAGAAGAUCUGUAUUGCUGCCUAUGUAGGGUCACCGUGAGCGAGAAAGCCAAACAUUGCCGGGCCUGCAACAAAUGCAUCGCUGGCUUUGACCAUCACUGCAAAUGGCUCAACAACUGUAUUGGGAGCAGGAAUUACUGGUGGUUCUUCAGCUCCUUAACAUCCGCAUUGGCCUGGCUGCUUUGUGUUGUUUCCAUCUUGUUAUAUAUUGUUAUCCAGCAUCAUGUCGACCCACGUGUGCUCCGCACGGAUCCCCACUACCAAAACAUCACCAGUCAGGACACAUGGCUUCUUUUCCUGCCAUAUUUCCACCUAAAGGCAAAGACCCCAGUGUUUGUGACAAUCGCGGUGUUGGUGCUGGUGUUGGACCUCAUCAGCCUCCUGAUGAUCGGGCAACUGUUCAUCUUCCAUCUUUACCUAAGUACGCUCCACCCGAACCCCCCGCCCCAGCCCCGGUCCAGGUUGGCCAGUUCUUUCCCCUCAUGUUCAUAUGUGACCUGAGGCGGGUGGCCGCUCCACUGGCCAGAAACAAGCUUCGUGCUCAAAGGGCAAGCCCUCAACUGAG